This is a messenger RNA of Dunckerocampus dactyliophorus (ringed pipefish), 2234 nucleotides long. RefSeq names its product poly-U binding splicing factor a (gene puf60a). The record is from RefSeq and is a predicted model, not a curated record. Gene Ontology annotation, cellular component: precatalytic spliceosome; catalytic step 2 spliceosome. Gene Ontology annotation, biological process: alternative mRNA splicing, via spliceosome; regulation of alternative mRNA splicing, via spliceosome; mRNA splice site recognition. NCBI's taxonomy places the organism in Eukaryota, Metazoa, Chordata, Actinopteri, Syngnathiformes, Syngnathidae. Gene Ontology annotation, molecular function: RNA binding. Bases 651 to 2069 code for a protein of 472 amino acids. The transcript is spliced from 10 exons.
AAAUAUAUUAAAUCCUAAACCUAUAAAAGAAGACAAAACGUAUGGAAACAAGUAAUAAGUAAGUUGAUGAAAAGUCUUUUAUUGAGAAACUCCAGACAACGGAAGUAACGUAGUUGCUUUGGUUGCUGAUCACGCUUGUCCACUUUGAUGCUCACACGGCAGAUAUACACGCCUGUUUGGACAGAGCACACAAAACUGAGUUCGGCUGGAAUGAAGGAGAAGUUUAUGGCGCCAACGGUGUGUCCGAUAAGACUACCAGACUGGUUCUCUGUGGACGUUCCUCAGACGGAGACAUGCUAAGCUAAUGCUAACCUCACCGACAGCCAGCUCGUGCCGUGCAUAUUGUCUGAACAUCACUUUUAAACAUCCAGAACACAAGGAUUCCAAUAAAGAACUGCUGCUUUGACGGACUGGUCCGCUGGAAAGAAUGUUUGAAUACUGCAGCGAAGUGGGUGACUCUGUUAGUUGCGGCUCCUCGACAAGGUUUAUGUUAUUGGCAUGUGAACAGGUGCUGUUAGUAUGUUGAAACUUGGUAAGUUGACGGAGUGGAGCUUCCCUCACAUGAGAGACCGUUAAAAGUGUAAACGGAAGCUGGGGAAAAAAAGACUUCCACGUUGUGGCAUUGCCAUGGAAACUUGGUGUGUCUGCGCAUGCUCGUAAUGGAGAAUGGACAGGGCAACACAAGGCUGGGCCUGCCUACGCUCACACCCAACCAGCAGGAGGCGCUGCAGAAGGCAAAGAAGUAUGCAAUGGAGCAGAGCAUCAAGAAUGCUCUAGUCAAACAGACGCUGGCUCAGCAGCAGCAGCUCACCAGCCUUCAGAUGUCAUCCAUGGGUUUAGGAGAACUUUCUCCUCUGCAGUCAGUGGCGGCACAGCGUCAGCGGGCCCUCGCCAUCAUGUGUCGUGUGUAUGUUGGUUCCAUCUACUAUGAGCUGGGAGAGGACACAAUCAGGCAGGCCUUCAUCCCCUUUGGACCCAUCAGAAGCAUCGACAUGUCCUGGGACUCUGUCACUAUGAAACACAAGGGUUUCGCAUUCGUGGAGUACGAAAUGCCAGAAGCGGCUCAUCUGGCGCUCCAGCAAAUGAAUUCUGUGGUCCUUGGUGGACGCAGUAUUAAGGUGGGCCGGCCCAGUAACAUCGGCCAAGCUCAGCCAAUCAUUGACCAGCUGGCGGAGGAAGCGCGGGCCUUCAACAGGAUCUAUGUGGCAUCCGUGCACCCCAACCUCUCAGAGUCCGACAUCAGGAGCGUGUUUGAGGCCUUCGGGAAGAUCAUGUCGUGCAUGUUGGCUCGCGAGCCGACCACAGGCCGCCACAAGAGUUACGGCUUCAUUGAGUACGAGAAACCGCAGUCUGCUCUGGAUGCCGUGGCCUCCAUGAAUCUGUUUGACCUUGGUGGCCAGUUACUCCGCGUGGGGAAGGCCGUGACUCCACCUUUACCGUUACUCACACCCACCCAACCUGGAGGCCUCCCCAGUGCCGCCACUGCCAAAAUCACUGCACAGGAUCCAUUGGGAGUGUCGGUAUUAGGAGCUCUGACCGGACUCCCUCAGGCUGUCAUGGCGGCUCAGGCUCCAGGUGUCAUCACAGGCGUGACUCCAGCACGACCUGGAUUGUCUCACGUGGGUCUGGUGAAUCCAGUCUUGGCGGUGCCACCACUGUUUAGGAAAGAAGGUCAGGAGGUGCAGCAAGACGGCGCCACAGAAGCGCUCGGCCAGCAGGAGCACGGCACCAGACACGUAGUGAUGAGGAAGAUGUUCCACAAGCAGGAGUCCCGUGUCAUGGUUCUGAGGAACAUGGUCGGGCCAGACGAUAUGGACGAUGACCUGGAGGGCGAGGUCACUGAGGAAUGCGGGAAGUUCGGUCAGGUGAAGCGGGUCAUCAUCUACCAGGAGCGUCAGGGUGAGGAGGAUGACGCUGAUGUCAUCAUCAAGAUCUUCGUGGAAUUCUGUGACACAGAUGAGAUGAAGCAAGCCAUUCGGGCCCUGGACCGGCGCUGGUUUGGUGGUCGCAGAGUGGCGGCCGAGGUGUAUGACCAGGAACGCUACGAGAACAACGACCUGACGGCGUAGACCAGGAAUAAAGUAAUGAAGAAUGGAAGUACUAAUGGACAUUAUUCUGUGACAUUUAGAACAGGCGGCCAUCUUUGUUUUCACCCGUAAACACUUGACUCAUAGAAGUUGGGGUUUUAACAGUGUGAGGGGCCUCCCCUGAGAGGUGCCAGCUUGAGAAAAAUA